Messenger RNA from Pistacia vera, 676 nucleotides. Its product is annotated as mavicyanin-like. The coding region runs from base 119 to 526 and encodes 135 amino acids. Gene Ontology annotation, molecular function: electron transfer activity. The transcript has 2 exons. Gene Ontology annotation, cellular component: plasma membrane. NCBI's taxonomy places the organism in Eukaryota, Viridiplantae, Streptophyta, Magnoliopsida, Sapindales, Anacardiaceae. The record is from RefSeq and is a predicted model, not a curated record.
CCUUUAACGAAAAUAAAAAAAUAUGUUACAUUAUAGCAAGUUGAUGAGUUUAUAAUUCAUCAACCGGAGCUAAGAAAACUUUUAAAUCGUUAUUACAACAGCUUCUAAUCUUCAGACAAUGGUUCCGAUUCCGAGAUUUCUUAUCCUUCUAUUCUUCUUCCUGUCCUUAAGCAGCACAUAUGUUGCCGCAACGAAUCAUGUUGUGGGACAAGUUUCUGGUUGGGAUCUUGAUUCUGACGUUGCUGAAUGGGCUGCCUCCACUACGUUUCGCGUUGGAGAUACUCUAGUGUUCAAAUACUCGCCGGAGUAUGAUGUGCAGGAGGUGGGCCAACUGGCCUUCACGACGUGCGAUACAACGAAUCCAAUCAAAGAAUACAACGAUGGUUUCACCACGAUCAUGCUCACUGAACCCGGCACACGAUACUUCAUUUGCGGUCAACUUGGACACUGCGAUAGCGGCAUGAAGAUGGAGGUCGACGUUCUCUCUCUGCCUCCGCAAGCAAACAGAUACAAAAAUAAUCCGUGACGGUGUCUUGGUUUGCGUAUAAAUUAGGUAUUAGAUGGUUCAAAGUACUAAAAUGAAUAUUGAUGGUUUUUUAUUUGUCUUCCACAAAUAUAUUAAUUAUUUAAGAUGUAUAGUGGGGAUCUAUCAUUUGGAUCGUGCUCUUUAAUAUUC